Molecule: messenger RNA, 386 nt
Organism: Paramecium tetraurelia
Lineage: Eukaryota; Ciliophora; Oligohymenophorea; Peniculida; Parameciidae
Exons: 3
Biological process (GO): fatty acid biosynthetic process
Cellular component (GO): mitochondrion
Molecular function (GO): acyl binding; acyl carrier activity
Source: RefSeq, a predicted model, not a curated record
AUGUUUGUUAGAGCUCUUCGUCUCAUAAACCCAAUGGGAUUCUAAUGUAGAACUUUCAGAUUCUGCUCAACUACUUAAAACAAGGAGUUAUUAGAAGAAGUCACUGCUAAAGUAUUGCAAGUCAUGAAAUCUGCUGCAAAAUGCAAAGUUGACAAAUUAUCAGAUAAAGCCACAUUCGAAGAAUUAGGAUUUGACUCCUUAGAUGCAGUUGAAAUGGUUGUAGCUUUGGAAGAGAAUUUUGGAUUUGAUAUAUAAAAUGAGGAAGCUGAAAGAAUUAAGGGAGUGAACGAAGCAAUUGCUGUAUUCUAUAAAUAUGUUGUUCAGAGGAACUAAACUUCAGUUAAAUAAUGAUUAAUAAUCAAUUAAACAAACAAUAUGAGUUUUUC